Rotaria sp. Silwood2 is the source of this 273-nucleotide messenger RNA. The record is from the annotation of a GenBank genome assembly. Lineage: Eukaryota; Metazoa; Rotifera; Eurotatoria; Philodinida; Philodinidae.
AUGAGUAAAUCGCAAAGUAAAGAAUUUUUCAAGAAAAAACAACGUGGUCAAAAUAAAAAGAAUAGUUCUACUGCUGUUGGUAUUGGUAUUGCUGGUUCAGCAAUGAGCAAUGUGGUACAAGGUAAAACAUAUCAUAUUCAAACAUCUCAUGGAAGUACAGCUGGUUUGCUUGUCGGUGGUGAAGAUCCAGCUGUUGUUGUUAUUAGUCCACAUCCACCUCCAACAAUACAUCAAACAAAAGAAAAACGAACAAAAAUCUGUUGUUUAUUGUGA